UUAUGCAGGUCGUGUAGUUGGCAGCGGUUUAAAAGCCCAGAGGGAGAACCCAGAGAUGUCCGUCCGUAAUACAGAUCCUGUCCUGAAGGGGGCGAAGCAGAGGCUGGAGCAGCUAACACAGGAGCUGUUAGUUGAGCUCGGCUGGGCCACUAAAGCCAGAGCAAAGGUGGAGGAAGAGGAGGGAGGGAGCACACAGACGGAGAGAGGCAGCGGGGAUGACUGUGAUGAUGAAGAUGGCUGUGAAGCAUCUGGUGAGGAGAACGGUGAUGAGACAGGCGAUAUAUCCAGUGGUCGUAGUCCAGCAACAAAGGACAUGGCUCCUCCCCCUGCUCGUCGGCCUGUCCCUCCUCACCGCCUCUCACCCCCGAAGGUGGCUGUAAGAGACUCAGCCCACACGUUGUCCGUCACACCUUUGACCCUGGUGACCCUAGUGCUCCUUGUACUAUCACCGUGGCAACAUCGCUGAUCCCACAGGCCGAGCUGGUCCCUGAGACAAUAUAUAUAGACAAAAAAAAAAAAGACUGAGAGACAACCACACGUCUGUGGUGAAGAUGAGAGUUUUGGAGUUUUGGUAAGCUCCAAUCAGCCAAUCUGAUUGGUUCAGCUGGUUGGACAUGCUGUUGAUUUAUCACAUAUUCAGAUGCUCCCUGUACUGACCUCUACAUGUGUUUUAUUUGUUUUUAACCCCGAUAGGAUAGAUUGAACAAAACUACUGACUUUUUGGAAGAGAGAUGUAUAUACAAAUAUAUAUAUAUUAUAUAUUUAUAUGAAAAUUUCUAUAGAUAACAGUGGCUUGAUGUGUAAAUAGAGAUUAAUAUAGAGCAGGAAAAUUGACUUGGACUCAAAGGGAUGUUUGGCCUUUGCAUAAUGUUUCUCAAGCAGACAUAAGAUCUAUGAAAGCUACAGUUCAUGCUGGAGGCUCUUAUUAAAGCAGCUGUUUACUUACAAACUGAAGACACACUUUUGAGGACCCAUUAAUGUUGAAAAGCACAGAGCAUUACACGGAGACGCUGGAAAGGGACAUUGAGGCACUUUCUCAGCAGGCAAAACAGCCAAUUAUGUGAUACUUCAGACUGUUUACAGAUAAUCACGCAGCAUAAUGAAAAAUGUGACGCUUUGGCCUGUAAGCAGGCACAUGCUGAAGUCCAGACGGCACCUUUUCUUCACACCAACAUGCUCUUUUAUUCAUGCAAGCUGUUUGAUGCUUUUUUUAAUCUCUGCAGCAAGUAUGCAAAGAUUUCUUUUUUGUGUGUAACUCUUCAUAAAUGUCACUUUAAAAGCUAAGAUCUCUCCCCAUGAAUUGUUUCCUCUGUUAUGUGUCAUCUCUAGGCAUUAAAUACAACUUACAGUCAUGAUAUUUGUGGUGGGGAAAUGAGUUAAGACUAUUUUCCUCUCAAGGUGCACAGUGUACAGAGCGAUGAAAGCACAACAGGGAGAUAUAACGGCUUUCAUUUCAACGUCAAUUUCAGUGUGAGCUGCCUCAGAAAUCCUUGACAGAGAGCUCACUGUAUCACAAACUAUAUAAAGCACCUGAUACAAGAAGAGUCUAAAUAUGGCAUGCAUUUAAGAGCAAUACACAACCUGAAAAGUCUGACUCAACAGUGAAUCAUUUGCAGAAACUGUCUCAUCACAGUGAUUUCAAAGGCUGGCCAGUCUGCAAUCAUUUUAAACUUCAAUCUACUGCACAAAGAUAAUGCAUAAGACUUAAUAAAUAUAACUACAUCUUAGUAAGGUGCAUGUGUUGUCAACUUGUGUCCAUAUAAAGACAAGGCAAAAGACAUAGUAUCAAAAGAGUGUUCAGUGUGCUGCUGUGCCCAGAUCCAAACACGUGAACUUGAUUUAAUUUAUAUUAAUUAGGACUGUCACGUUGUUCUGGCUCUCAAACCCCCCAAAAUGCAGAACAACAGCAGGACCGACAACUGGAAUACUUAAUUAAAUACAUGGAAAUGAAGCAAAUGAACCAGCUGAAGGACGCUGAGCACAUUUAUGUUGACCAGCAAUUUGUCUUAGGAUAUCAUUUUGUCCCAUAUAAUCAUUUUUUAUAUAAAAAAUCUUGUAUUCAUGUGUUGUUUUUCAUCCCCUGAGGCCGUUUAUUUAUAAAGGAAUGUGACUGACAGAUAAGACAACUUAAGAAAUACCAUUAGGAGAUUAAACACUUUUGACAGGGAGCCCAAAUGGCAUGCAAACUCGUGAGACGCUUCUACAACUUAAUCCGUCAAACAAACACGCUAUUAUUUAAUUUCUAUUUUGACGUUAUGCCCCCAAUGAGAUUAGAUGCUGGAUUCAAGCCAACCCUUCAAUCUUUCACAGCUCUUUGCCGGGCAACCUGCUAAAAAACAAACAACCAACGAAUACAAAUAAAAGAAGAUAGCACUUGGACCGCUCAGUCCUCUGUAAGAUGAAAAUCUACAGGCACAACCCCUUAAAGAUGGAGAAUAUAUAAACAAUUAUAAGGAUGAUUAAAAUAGGGUUGGUCUUGCUGAAGCAUCAAAAUAUCAGCUGUUCAUUUGUUACACACGUCUACAAUGGAAGUAUUUCACUUUUUUUUUAACGUAUGUCAAUUUGAGAAAAAAUGAAAUAAUUACACAAACAUAACAUUAUUUGAACGAUACACUCAGCUUGAAAAGAAGGCAUUUAUAGUUUUUUAUAAAUGUGAUCUGCUAAUUUAGCAUCAUGUAGACACUGGUGUCGAUCACCAUGAAUGCUCGUCUGUUAAUCAGUUCAAGAUCCUGUCAGAAAUGUGACUGACUUCUUGGCUCUUCUUCUUUGGCCCAUGACAAACAGUUCCACCAAAGUUCAUGAGAAUCAGGCCCAACAACUUUUUUUUUCCAUAAUCCAGCUGACCAACAAACAAACGCCCCCUUUAACUCCCGUGGUGGAGUUAUAAAACAUAAAAUACAAACAUUUUACAGCUUUUUUGAGUAAAAGCUCAAGUUUAAUCAUCUGGAAAAUUGAAGAUGACAUUGCGCAUUUUACUUCCUUCAUCUGUGAGCGACAAACUCUUGUAGUGAAUAAAAAAAGAUUCCAGUUGGUGAGUAUUUGUAACACAUGAAGCAAGCAUCAAGAUAAUAAUGAUGUUGUGAAGUUUUGCAGGGUCCGUCUGAGAAUAUCUGGUGUUUCUUGGACCGAGCUGUACUGUGAUUGUUGUAUAAACCUAAUUUCAUGUACAGUAUUUUACCGCGGUUUAACAGCUGUCUCUAGAUAAAGAAACUAACUCUUGUUGUUGUAAUGUAACAGUAUAUGCAGAAACACCAGGAAGCAACAAACAACCAGUGAGCAUCAGAACAAAGGUUUAUGUCCUCUCCCUCCGUAAACCACCAUCCUUAUUCUGUGAACUUAACCAGUGAUCUUGAUCUGAAAUGUACAUAAUUACACUGUGAUAGUGUCCUGCUGCUCUGAUGUGUCAUUAAACUUCAGCCUAAUGUCCUCAGAAAUAAAACCGUUUCCAAAAAAA
Messenger RNA from Labrus bergylta (ballan wrasse), 3454 nucleotides. The record is from RefSeq and is a predicted model, not a curated record. NCBI's taxonomy places the organism in Eukaryota, Metazoa, Chordata, Actinopteri, Labriformes, Labridae.